CCCCCUAGCCUCUCCUAAUGAGGCAUAAACUGGAGCUGCAACCCUGCUCCGCACUGCAACUUUCAUUCGGGCUGCAGCUCUGCUGAGACGGUUUUGUUUUAAAUCAUGUGAGGCUUCAUUAUUUUUAUGAUGAGACAUGAAAUAGAUGCAGGCGGAAGAUAUUGAUGGAAGGAGAAAGAGCGGCUGCGGCGCGGAACGUCUCAAGUAUACAAAUGCUCUCAGUCCAGCCAGACACCAAGCCGAAAGGUUGUGCUGGCUGCAACCGAAAGAUCAAGGACCGGUAUCUUCUAAAGGCACUGGACAAAUAUUGGCAUGAAGACUGUCUGAAGUGUGCCUGCUGUGACUGUCGUUUGGGAGAAGUGGGCUCCACCCUGUACACUAAAGCUAAUCUUAUCCUUUGUCGCAGAGACUAUCUGAGGCUCUUCGGUGUAACGGGAAACUGUGCUGCUUGUAGUAAGCUCAUCCCUGCCUUUGAGAUGGUGAUGCGUGCCAAGGACAAUGUUUACCACCUGGACUGCUUUGCAUGUCAGCUUUGUAAUCAGAGAUUUUGUGUUGGAGACAAAUUUUUCCUAAAGAAUAACAUGAUCCUUUGCCAGACAGACUACGAGGAAGGUUUAAUGAAAGAAGGCUAUGCACCCCAGGUUCGCUGAUCUAUCAACAUCACCCCAUUAAGAAUAUAAAGCACUACAUUCUUUUAUCUUUUUUGCUCCACGUGUACAUAAGAAUUGACACAGGAACCUACUGAAUAGCGUAGAUAUAGGAAAGCAGGAUGGUUAUAUGGCAUAAAGGCGGACUGCAUCUGUAUGUAGUGAAAUUGCCCCAGUUCAGAGUUGAAUGUUUAUUAUUAAAGAAAAAAGUAAUGUACAUAUUGCUGGAUUUUUUUGCUUGCUAUUCGUUUUUGUGUCACUUGGCAUGAGAUGUUUAUUUUGGACAGUUGUAUAUAAUGUAUUGUAAUAUUUGAAGCACAAAUGUAAUACAGUUUUAUUGUGUUACCAUUUGUGUUCUGUUUGCUUCUUUGUAUUGUUGCAUUUAGUACAAUCAGUGUUUAAACUUACUGUAUAUUUAUGCUUUCUGUAUCUACCAGCUAUUUUAAAUGAGCUGUAACUUUCUAGUAAAGAAUUGAAGAGGAAAUCUCACUAAUGAUACACAUAUAGAUGAAGCAAGUCUAUCAGCAUUAAAAAUACUAAAAAAUAAAGACACAUACACACAAAGCAUUUUAGAAACAUCCACAACUUAUUGUCACUAGGAUAUAAAGUCUAUCAGUGUUCUCAUUAUAGCCCCCUAUUUUCAGGGGGUUAAAGAUCAGCUUUAAAAAAAAAUGCUUACAAUUUUCAUCUUAAAGCACUUUCAUUUUAUACCAGUUUGAAAAGUGCCAUUUUGAGAAUAACUUUCAUGCAUAGCAGUUGUCCUUUCAAUAUGCUUUUUUUUGUACUCUUUAACUACACAUUGGCUUUAUUUUUCUUUUUGUUUUACAGCCAUUCAACCCUUAUGUGAACUAGUG
This is a messenger RNA of Chrysochloris asiatica (Cape golden mole), 1501 nucleotides long. RefSeq names its product LIM domain only protein 3-like. Gene Ontology annotation, biological process: positive regulation of transcription by RNA polymerase II. Lineage: Eukaryota; Metazoa; Chordata; Mammalia; Afrosoricida; Chrysochloridae. Gene Ontology annotation, molecular function: transcription coactivator activity; DNA-binding transcription factor binding. The record is from RefSeq and is a predicted model, not a curated record. The coding region runs from base 165 to 650 and encodes 161 amino acids. The transcript is spliced from 4 exons. Gene Ontology annotation, cellular component: nucleus.